UGUGGGUAUAAAGGACUUUGCUGCGGGAUUUCGAAGCACGCGCGAGCUGUGGACAGAGAGCACGCAGCUCUCACGCACACUGUUCUCACCCGCCGUCUGUGGUUGCUCAUCAGGCUGUUCAUGUCAGGCUGUUAGGAGAGAUGUAAACUAAAAUUAUUUGUAUUAGAUUUUGGGGGUGAAAAAUUAUAACAUUUUAUGUUUUUGAAGAACAAAUGUCACAAUGAGCAGGAUUUCUAUCAUGGAUGUGAUACCUGAGGGGAUUGAUCAUGUCACUCAGAAAACUCUGAUGACAGUAUGCGUCACUCUCUUGUUUUUCCACCUGUGGAUGUGGCUCCAGCAGCGGUCGAUCCCGCGCCUACCCGGUCCCUUCGCCUGGCCGGUCAUCGGGAACGCUGCGCAGCUUGGCAACACGCCGCAUUUGUACUUUACGCGCCUUGUGAAAAAAUACGGCAACGUCUUCCAGAUACAGCUGGGCUCUCGGUCUGUGGUGGUGCUGAACGGAGAAUCCAUCAAACAAGCGCUGCUCAAGCAGGGAUUCGAAUUUGCUGGCAGACCAGACUUCACCUCUUUCCGGUACGUCUCUGACGGGGACAGCAUCGCGUUUAGCAACAUCUCGGACUGGUGGAAGACGCACCGUAAGGUGGCCCAGUCCACAGUCCGGAUGUUUUCCACCGGCAACCCACAAACCAAAAAGACAUUUGAGCAACAUGUUCUGUGUGAGAUCAAAGAGCUGCUGCGGCUGUUUGUGGCUAAAACGCACGAGCAUCAGUAUUUCCAGCCCAUGACCUAUCUCGUGGUGUCCACGGCCAACAUAAUGAGCGCGGUGUGUUUUGGGAAGAGGUACUCCUACGAGGAUGAGGAGUUUCAGCAGGUGGUGGGUAGGAACGACCAGUUCACCCAAACUGUUGGAGCAGGGAGCAUAGUGGACGUGAUGCCCUGGCUUCAGUACUUCCCCAACCCCAUCAGAACCAUUUUUGACAACUUCAAGAAGCUCAACCAAGAAUUUAGCACGUUCAUCUUUAAUAAAGUAACUGAACACAGAAAAACAAUCCAGUCGAGCACAGUCAGGGACAUGACAGAUGCUUUCAUAGUGGCACUGGACCGGAUUGGAGAAAGCACAAGCAAACCAUCUAGGAAAGACUACGUGGUCCCAACAAUAGGGGAUAUAUUUGGAGCAAGUCAAGACACCCUGUCAACUGCCCUGCAGUGGAUCAUCGUCAUUCUGGUCAAGUAUCCUGAGAUGCAGGUGAGUCUUCAGCAGGAGGUGGACAAAGUAGUGGACCGUAGCCGUCUUCCUUCUAUUGAGGACAAGCAGCAGCUGCCCUAUGUCAUGGCCUUCAUCUAUGAGGUGAUGCGCUUCACAAGCUUCGUCCCCCUCACCAUCCCCCAUUCCACCACCACGGACACCUCCAUCAUGGGCUACACUAUACCAAAGAACACAGUCAUCUUCAUCAACCAGUGGUCCAUCAACCACAACCCAGGCAUGUGGUCCCAACCAGAGAUAUUUGACCCCCAGCGAUUCCUGGACCCGGAGGGUGCACUGAACAAGAACUUGGCCAGCAGUGUGCUCAUCUUCUCCCUGGGCAAGCGGCGAUGCAUCGGCGAGGAUCUGUCCAAGCUCCAGCUGUUCCUCUUCACGACUCUGCUAGCACACCAGUGCAACAUCACCGCAGACCCAGCAAAGAUACCCACACUGGACUACAACUACGGUUUGACGCUGAAACCUCACGCCUUCUCCGUGGCAGUGUCUCUGCGUGAUGAUAUGACGUUGUUGGACAUGGCCUCCACUCAGAUGCUCUCUGAGAACACAAAGGAUGAACCUUCACCAGACUCAUAAUCAAAAACUUUAACUCACACAAUAAAUGAAGGUUAGGACACAACUGAGAGACUCAAGCUCAUGUCUGUGGCUGAAUAUAUAUAAAUAUUUGUAACCUGAACUUUCAGGAUGAAUUCUGAUGGCAUUAUUUGAAAUAAGUAGCAUGAACUGAAAAUGAUUAAAUGGAGAUUACUUACUUAUUUUUAAUUUGUGUUGGACAGAAACAGAUGUGGUAUUUCUUUUGCAGUAACACAGUUUAAUAUACCAAGUAUUCUGUUUGUUCAUGGAGGUGAAGGGUUGCAGCCUACAUCCACUGAACAUCCUGGAAAAGGCGGCAGAGCAUCAGCACCACUCCUACAACAGUCUACCAUAAAGGCAAAACUGCAGGGAAAUUAGAUUUGUGCUCGCUUCUUUAGUUAGAUUUAAGGAUAUAUAUAUAUAUAUAUAUAUAUAUAUAUAUAUAUAUAUAUAUAUAUACACUACCGUUCAAAAGUUUGGGGUCACUUUGCAAUGGGAUUCAAUAGGGAAGUGACCCCAAACUAUUGAACGGUAGUGUAUAUAUAAGAAAAGCUAAAAAUAAAAAAUAUUUAAGUCUUUUUUUUACAUGCCAGAGUCAGACUCCUGACCAAUAAACUGGUGAAUAAACUUUUAUAGUGCAUCAGCUCUUAAGCUUAAUCUUUACUAGCAUAAAUGCUAAUAAAUACUAACAUGUAAUUGUUUAAUAUAGUUAAGUAGGAGUAUAAGUGUAUUACUCAGGAAAAAAGGCUUGGAAUAAGUCAAGUGCUAUUUUUUUUUAGUAGAAAGCUUAUGAAAGUCAUUUAAUAUAUUUAAAAAAUACUCUAUAGAUGCUAUGUUAAAGACAAGGCGAUGUUUCUGAAAAGGUACACUUAACAGACCUGCUGCAUUUAUCGCUAUAGGAUCGUAUGAACAGAUGUUAGAUCAGUGUUAUUUAGAUGUUUAAUAGCUUUUUUAUGUUUUAUAUUAUAUUUGGAGUUAAACUGUUUAGCCUUAAAAAUGUGGCCAAAACCAAAAAUUGGGUUGGUGCAGUCAUUUUUAUCUAAUUCAUAAUAUUAUCUGUAUAUUCGCAGCAUGGAGUAUACAGUGAUCAUACAGUGAUUUGUUGGCUUCCUGGUAAAAUAUUAAUUUACAUGUUUAAAGACCUGGUAAUAAUGUUUCUGAGAUCUAUGAACUUUAUCUGUUAUAUUUACAUUAUGUCUCCAUGUACAAACCUGAAUCUAAAAUACUAAAAAACAAGACUUUAUCCCCCAAAUAUAGUUAUAGAAUUUAAAUACCUCUAAUUGUAUCUGCUAACAUUCAUGUCAUUGAAUGUAUGCUGGUCAAUAACACCCAACAUCAAUGUUGGGCUGAGAAACCCUCAAAUGGCAUUGUGCAUCUGUGGUGUUAUAUUGUCUCAGUUUGCCUCCCUGAAAGUUGUUUUGAAUGAUACUCUUCAGAUACUUAAUAAACCAUCUUUACUCUU
Melanotaenia boesemani (Boeseman's rainbowfish) is the source of this 3296-nucleotide messenger RNA. It is a transcript of the gene cyp1b1, whose product is annotated as cytochrome P450 1B1. Gene Ontology annotation, molecular function: heme binding; steroid 17-alpha-monooxygenase activity; oxidoreductase activity, acting on paired donors, with incorporation or reduction of molecular oxygen, reduced flavin or flavoprotein as one donor, and incorporation of one atom of oxygen. The transcript is spliced from 3 exons. The record is from RefSeq and is a predicted model, not a curated record. Gene Ontology annotation, biological process: progesterone metabolic process; hormone biosynthetic process. The coding region runs from base 221 to 1837 and encodes 538 amino acids. NCBI's taxonomy places the organism in Eukaryota, Metazoa, Chordata, Actinopteri, Atheriniformes, Melanotaeniidae.